Molecule: messenger RNA, 1530 nt
Organism: Penicilliopsis zonata CBS 506.65
Lineage: Eukaryota; Fungi; Ascomycota; Eurotiomycetes; Eurotiales; Aspergillaceae
Exons: 4
Coding region: 1-1530 (509 amino acids)
Cellular component (GO): nucleus
Molecular function (GO): metal ion binding
Source: RefSeq, a predicted model, not a curated record
AUGACAGAGGAUCAAGAUCUCCUGGCUAAGAUCAGUCAGUUGGCUGGUCAAAUCAACAGACACAAAAACCAGUCGUCUCAGGCGCCGGCGGAGUCCAACCAGUAUGUUUCCCGACACGCUUCUCGCCAACACAACCCGGGCUGGGCGCCGUAUCGUGGCCGAGCGAACGCCCGGCGACCGGUUGCCCCCCAUCGCCAUCGGACCCUCAUCUUAAACAACAGCACUGCGUCGGCGUCGGCGCCUAGCUCCACCUCGUCUGCAGGGCCUGCCAGCGAUAAUGAUACCGAGACACGGCCGGCCGCGUCGCAAGGGUGGGUUGCGAAACGCGACCGCCACAUGCAGCUGAUUAACACUGCCAUCUAUGACCAAGAGACCCAGGCGAGAACAAAGGCUAUUGAGGAAAGCAGACGGCUCAAGACCCAGAAACGAGCGCAGCUUGAAGAGGCCAAGGUACUGCGAUAUGCUCAGGGCGCUGCCGGGGGGAGACAGUUUCCUGUUUCUGUGACGAGUCAGCCCUCAACUGUCGCGACUCAAACAGGCGGAGGCCACCAGAUCUUUGUCAACGAUAUACCCUUCAAAAUUGCGCGAGGAGGAAGCAAACUGCUUCGUGUUUCCAGUGGGGAUACCCUCUUUGCGCUUUUCCGCAACAGAUGCAAGAGCUCGCUUACCUCUUUCAUAGAUGACCCGAACACGGCAAACAACACGCCAAAGAAGGUAGUAGUGGCCGGUGUGACAUUUGUUCGGAGCAAGAACGGAAACCUUCAUCGCCUGGGCCUGGUGAAAUCGAAAAGGAAAACCGCAGCUGUCAAGAGACACAACGAGCUGUGUAAACGCUUUAGCACGACUGGUACCCUGCUCUUCCCCCCCUCCCCCCUUAAUAAACCAACCAGGACUGCCCUUGAUGGGAAGACUGUUUUUCUUGUCCAGAUACUGAUUCAACCGUUUCUACGCUUUCCAGGAACCUGCUACAAAGGACCCAUGUGCCCGUUCAUCCACGACCCCAAUAAGGUCACAAUCUGCAAAGAGUUUCUCCAGACUGGUAAAUGCAAUGCAGGUUCUAGCUGUGAUCUUUCCCAUGAGCCUUCACCCCACCGGUCCCCUGCCUGUGUGCAUUUCCUAAGGGGCCGCUGCUCGAACCCGGAGUGCCGGUAUGCCCACGUCCGAGUGACGCCUGGGGCGCCCGUGUGCCGGGACUUCGCCACCCUGGGGUAUUGUGAAAAGGGAGCCGAGUGUGACCAGCGGCAUGUCCACGAGUGUCCGGACUACGCCAACACGGGCAGCUGCAAUAAGAAGCGCUGUCCCUUGCCCCAUGUGGAUCGGGCUGGCCAGAUCCGCAAGAUGGCCGCUGCUAACAAGGCAGAUUCCCCUGACAACGACGAGGACGAAGACGAUCUCUCCAGCGAGGAGGAGUACGACGAGAUCGACUCGGACGAUGUCGACUCGGACGAGCUCGACGACGAACCCGAGGAACUCAUCGCUGGUGCUGAUAGCGGGGAGAUCUCGCAGCAGCGGGACUUUGUUCGCUUCUAG